AUGAACAAACUCCGAAGUCCGGCUCAGAUCAUCCUAACCUUUAUCAUCGGCUUCGUCAUCCCAUUCCUCUUCUACGUCUUUCUCGAUUCCUCCUUCGAUGUUGACAUCGCGCCGUAUUGCUACGUGUUCGUCGUCUUCAUGCUCGUGUCCACUGCCUUCGUCGUGUGGGUGGAGUGCUUCCUCGCCGUGUUCAUCAAGAACGAUCCUCCUGAGCAGCCCGCAUCUCCCUACCCCCCUGCUUCCGCCAUCAUCGCUGCGUACCUGCCUAAUGAGAAGGACACCAUCCUGGAAACCAUCGAAGCCUUCCUAAACAUUGAAUACCCCGCACCGCUGCAGGUCAUUUUGGCCUACAACACGCCAAAGGACAUGCCCGAAAUGGAAACCAUCCUUGCCGAGAUGGGUCAGCAAAGACCCGACCGCUUUCUGCCGUACCGCGUCGUCCACUCGCGUUCCAAGGCGGAGAACGUGAACGCGGCCGUUAAGCUCGUCCGAGGAGAGUUCGUUGGCGUCUUCGACGCGGAUCACUGCCCGUCGCACGACUCGUUCAUGCGCGCUUGGAAGUGGCUCAGCAACGGCUACGACAUCGUGCAAGGCCACUGCAUCGUUCGCAACGGCGAAGACAACCUCGUCGCGAAGCUCGUCGCCGUCGAGUUUGAGACCAUCUACGGCAUCGGCCACCCCGGUUCUGCUGCUAUUCACAACUUCGGUUUCUUCGGCGGCUCUAACGGCUUCUGGAAGUCGGGCCUUCUCGCGCAAAUCGGCAUGGAUGCCGCCAUGCUUACGGAAGAUAUCGACUCGUCCAUCCGCGUGCUGCUCGCCGGAGGCAAGAUCAAGUCCGACCCUGGUCUCAUGUCCUCUGAACUCGCCACCACCACCCUUCGUCAAAUAUGGAAUCAACGGCUGCGAUGGGCGCAGGGAUGGUUCCAAGUGUCAAUCCGGCACUUCACUGCCGUCAUGACGUCGCGAAACCUGUCGCUGUGGCAGAAGGUCGGCAUGUUCCACCUGUUCGUCUGGCGUGAGGUGUACCCGUGGGUGUCGUUGCAGAUCCUCCCGCUGCUCGCGUUCCUCGCAUACAAGAUGGACGGCUUCGGGUCGAUCAACUGGCUCGAUUCGUUCUACCUUGCCACGACGCUCUUCACUUUCUCGUGCGGGCCCGCGCAAGUCGUCGCCGCGUACUUCGUUUCCGCGAAGAGCAUUCGAAAGCGGUCGUUGUGGUGGUGGAUGUACAUUGUCUUCUCCAUGAUGUUCUACACUGAGUUCAAAAACGUGAUUGCGCGAGUGGCGCACAUUAAGGAGUUCAUGAGGGAAAAGGCCUGGAUGGUCACGCCACGGAUACUCUCCCGACGAAGGCGGACGAGCGGUAAAGGCGGCAAGAAAGGAGUCGUCGUGGUUGUAAGAUGA
Molecule: messenger RNA, 1401 nt
Organism: Closterium sp. Naga37s-1
Lineage: Eukaryota; Viridiplantae; Streptophyta; Zygnematophyceae; Desmidiales; Closteriaceae
Source: the annotation of a GenBank genome assembly